ACGAACACACCUUGAACGUAGCACCAAUGUGCCUCGCAUGCUACCAACACAUUGCUCGGCUUUUUGCUAGUUUGUUCACAGCAUGUGAAGACAGAGUGGCAACAUGUCGGAAUAAGGAUAGAUUAAAAGUUUAAUUAAUUGUGCGAAAGGUUGUAUAGCAAUAGCUAUCAAAAUGGUGAAGGAACAAUUCAGAGAGACAGAUGUGGCGAAGAAAAUAAGCCACAUCUGCUUUGGGAUGAAAUCUGCAGAACAGAUGCGAAAGCAGGCCCACAUCCAGGUGGUCAGUAAAAAUCUGUACAGCCAAGAUAACAAACGCACUCCUUUGCCUUAUGGAGUGUUGGACCACCGAAUGGGAACCAGUGAGAAAGACAGACCAUGUCUGACAUGUGGGAAAAAUCUGGCCGAUUGUUUAGGACAUUACGGCUACCUGGAUUUGGAGCUGCCCUGCUUUCAUGUCGGCUACUUCAAAGCAGUUAUUGGGAUUUUGCAGAUGAUCUGCAAGACAUGUUCGAGUAUAAUGCUGACCAAAGAAGACAAGCAGCAAUUCAUGGAUUACUUGAAACGGCCAAACUUGGCCUACCUGCAGAAACGAGGGCUGAAGAAGAAGAUCUCUGAUAAAUGCCGCAAAAGGACAAUUUGCUUGAACUGUGGCGCUUUCAAUGGAUCUGUGAAAAAGUGUGGCUUGCUUAAGAUCAUCCACGAGAAGUAUAAAACAACCAAAAAGGUGGUGGAGCCCUUCGUGUCUGAUUUUCUGCAGUCCUUUGAUAUUGCCAUUGAGCACAACAAACUAAUGGAGCCUUUAUUGCCCAGAGCACAGGAAAAUUUGAACCCUCUGGUUGUUCUCAAUCUAUUUCGGAGAAUUCCUGCAGAAGACAUCCCUCUGCUGUUGAUGAACCCAGAGGCGGGGAAACCCGCAGAUCUCAUUAUCACCCGUCUGCUCGUGCCGCCUCUCUGCAUCCGACCGUCAGUGGUCAGCGAUCUGAAGUCGGGCACCAAUGAGGACGAUCUGACCAUGAAGCUGACGGAGAUAAUCUUCCUAAAUGAUGUCAUCAAAAAGCAUCGAAUGACUGGAGCAAAAACCCAGAUGAUAAUGGAGGAUUGGGACUUCCUGCAGCUGCAGUGUGCCCUUUACAUCAACAGUGAACUUUCUGGCAUUCCCCUCAACAUGGCACCUAAAAAGUGGACCAGAGGCUUUGUGCAAAGACUAAAGGGCAAACAAGGUCGAUUCAGAGGAAACCUCUCAGGAAAAAGAGUGGACUUCUCUGGAAGAACUGUCAUUUCCCCUGACCCAAACCUAAGGAUUGAUGAGGUUGCUGUCCCUGUUCACGUGGCUAAAAUCCUGACAUAUCCAGAGAAGGUAAACAAAGCCAAUCUGGAACUAAUGAGGAAACUCGUUCGUAACGGCCCAGACGUUCACCCCGGAGCCAACUUUAUCCAGACUCGUCACACACAGAUAAAAAGAUUUUUGAAAUACGGGAACCGUGAAAAGAUAGCUCAGGAGCUGAGGAUUGGUGACGUGGUGGAAAGACAUCUAAUCGAUGGAGACAUCGUCCUCUUCAAUCGACAGCCUUCUCUGCACAAACUCAGUAUCAUGGCUCACAUAGCUAAAGUCAAACCACACAGGACGUUUCGGUUUAACGAGUGCGUGUGCACGCCGUACAAUGCCGACUUUGAUGGCGAUGAGAUGAAUCUCCACCUGCCUCAGACUGAAGAAGCCAAAGCCGAAGCCCUGGUCCUGAUGGGGACUAAAGCUAACCUUGUUACACCAAGAAAUGGCGAGCCUCUGAUUGCUGCUAUUCAGGACUUCCUGACAGGUGCGUACCUGUUGACGCUGAAGGACACCUUUUUCGAUAGGUCGAAAGCCUGCCAGAUCGUUGCAUCGAUACUUGUGGGGAAAGAUGAAAAAAUCAGGAUCUCUCUCCCUCGCCCUGCUAUAAUAAAGCCAAUUGCCUUGUGGACAGGUAAACAGAUCUUCAGUGUCAUUUUGAAGCCAAGUAAAGAUUGUCCUGUCAAUGCAAACUUGCGGACCAAAGGCAAACAGUACUGCGGCAAAGGAGAGGAUCUCUGCCACAACGACUCAUUUGUGGUGAUUCACAACAGUGAGCUGAUGUGUGGAAGCAUGGAUAAGGGCACCCUGGGGUCCGGCUCAAAGAACAACAUUUUCUACAUCUUGCUAAGAGACUGGGGACAGCUGGAGGCUGCCAACGCCAUGUCCCGCCUGGCGCGACUCGCUCCGGUCUAUCUUUCCAACAGAGGCUUCUCUAUAGGAAUCGGUGACGUGACUCCCGGGACGGGUUUGUUGAAGGCCAAACAGGACCUGCUGGACGACGGCUACAGGAAGUGUGAUGAAUACAUCGAAGCUCUGCAGACGGGCAAGCUGCAGCAGCAGCCCGGGUGCUCGGCAGAGGAGACCCUGGAGGCUCUCAUCUUGAGAGAGCUUUCUGUGAUCAGAGACCGAGCUGGCAGUGCCUGUCUGAGGGAGCUUGAUAAGAGUAACAGCCCCCUCAUUAUGGCUCUCUGUGGUUCCAAAGGUAAGCCUGCCUAAAAACUAUUCUAGGAUUACCUUUCCGUUCUUAAUUGGUAGUUAUCACAGAAAAGAAACACAAAAAGCGUGAGCUUGAUCAGUAUGUCUAACAUUUCUAGGUAAAAAAAA
Molecule: messenger RNA, 2653 nt
Organism: Poecilia latipinna (sailfin molly)
Lineage: Eukaryota; Metazoa; Chordata; Actinopteri; Cyprinodontiformes; Poeciliidae
Product: DNA-directed RNA polymerase III subunit RPC1-like
Exons: 16
Coding region: 173-2545 (790 amino acids)
Biological process (GO): DNA-templated transcription
Molecular function (GO): DNA-directed RNA polymerase activity; DNA binding
Source: RefSeq, a predicted model, not a curated record